Messenger RNA from Xenopus laevis (African clawed frog), 1584 nucleotides. Its product is annotated as protein kinase C theta type-like. NCBI's taxonomy places the organism in Eukaryota, Metazoa, Chordata, Amphibia, Anura, Pipidae. The record is from RefSeq and is a predicted model, not a curated record. Bases 73 to 1104 code for a protein of 343 amino acids. The transcript has 9 exons.
AAGAAAGAGAAGGAGAAAAAGAAGAAAGCAGAAAAGAAGAAAAAGAAGAAGGCAAGGAAGAGACCCCUAAGCAUGGAGGGCUACACUAAAUCAGAAGAAGGAGGAAACAUCCAAAAAAGACCUUGCCUUGAAGAGAAAAGGCCCCUUCAACUGAUGGUCACGAGCUACAGUACCCAUGCCGUGCUGGGUCAGGGCAGUUUUGGCAAGGUAAUGUUGGUAACUUGUUCCAACAAGAGCCAACCUGUAGCCAUGAAGGUGAUAAGCAAAGCCGAGGAUCAAAGAUCGAUUGCCAAGGAGGUGCGAAUACUGAGGAUGGCUUCUGGAUGCCCAUUCCUCUGUCACGCGCAUGCAGCUUUCCAAACAAAGCUGGCUGCAUGCAUUGUGAUGGAGUACGCCAGUGGAAACAGCUUGAAGAAAUUCAUAAAGCGCACAGGGAAACUGAAGAUGGACGCUAUAACAUUCUACACAGCAGAGAUCAUAUGUGGCCUGCAGUUCCUCCACGCCAACGGGAUUGUCCAUCGGGACAUCAAACUGGGUAACAUCCUGUUGACCGGCGAGGGACACAUAAAGAUCGCUGACUUUGGUUUGGCUGUAGAGGGAAUGUUUGCCCAGAAGAAAGUUGGAGGCAAGGCUGGAACAGUGAAAUACAUGGCCCCAGAGGUUUUACGACUGAGAGGCUAUGAUGCCGGAGCAGACUGGUGGUCGCUAGGAAUUGUCAUUUGUAAAAUGGCCACCGGCAUGACACCUUUCUUUGAAGACGGCAACAGUGAAAAGUUCAUUUCAUCAGUUAUCUGCGAUGAGCCCGUUUUCCCGAAGUGUCUUAGUGCUGAAAUAAAAGAUCUUCUGCACAAGCUCCUAGAGAAGGACCCAGAGAAGCGUCUUGGCUUUAUUGGAAACAUUCGAGCACAUCCAGUUUUUAAUUACAUCAACUGGGAGCAGCUGGAACGCCAGGAAGUACCACCACCUCUCUGUCCUGCAGAAUUAACAACACAAGACAAUAAAUAUUUCCAGCCGCCGAGGAUGCUCAUGGAAGAGGCGGGCAGCGAUUCUUCAUCUGAGAAAAGCAUGGAGUUAUCAUAUCUGAAUGACAGUUGGAAGAGCUGAGCCACUUCAAGAAAGUCAGGUUUCUUUAGCUAUAUUUACCAACCAUUAACAUCAUUUAACCCUGUCAUUUUAUUCUAUCCAGUCUCCAUUGAAGAACAGUGAAGAUGAAAACAUCUCUGAGCAUCUGAAAAAUCCGGCACCGAGGACCACCUGUCACGGCUUCGUAUGGGUACAUUUCCACAGACCAUUUUUACCUCUUAGAGCCAGCCACCAUCAUUGCCUCUACCUCUUGCCCUUGCCACUCACCCAUCAUCUUUUGGCCUCCAUUUCAUGUCCAUAACAUCAGUCCCUAUGAUUGCCCCAUCUCUGGUUUUCUCCAUCGGCACCCAUCUUUUGACCUGUCUAUUAGACCUAGAUGUGGUCCUUAUCACCACGCCUCCAUCUUUGGCCCUUGUCCAUCUCUGACUCUUACCAACAGUCUCCAUUUCUGGCCCUAUUUUUGAGCCCCGAGUUAAAUUUAGAUCGGUUAAGUUUCUUAAG